Molecule: messenger RNA, 555 nt
Organism: Paraglomus brasilianum
Lineage: Eukaryota; Fungi; Glomeromycota; Glomeromycetes; Paraglomerales; Paraglomeraceae
Source: the annotation of a GenBank genome assembly
AUGAAUGUUCCUACUGUAUCUAUAGAUCCCGAUGAGGAAAUAGCUCUGUGUUGCGGGCUAAUGUUCUACCAACCCACUGGGUAUUACUCUAAUCCCCGGAGCUUAUGGAAAGAUCUUGCGCGGGAAGGAUUUCAAUUUCCAUUCAAGAAAGUGCGUGAUUGGCUCAUAAACCAAAAUGAAUGGCAAAAGUACGCUCCACCGCCGAAAGACAUUCCAAGAGUCAGUUAUGGUAAAAUUUCACGUCCGAACUGUGUACACCAGUGCGAUCUUUUGCGUCUUACGAAUGACAAAAUAUAUAAAAAAAUAUUUAAAUGGGUUCUUAAUGUCGUAGAUGUCGCCAGUAGAUACAAAAAUUCUAUACCCCUAACAUCGAAAAACAGUUCAGAAGUUGCACGCGCGUUUGAAAAAAUCUAUGACAACUCAAAUAUUCCGCUUACUUGGCCCGAGUUAUUACAAUGUGAUGGUGGGCGUGAAUUUAUGGGCGAAACCGCUCGAUUAAUGCGAGACCAUAAUGUUACAAUUCGGUUGAAUCUCUAUCUUCAAAUCCCAAAUUAA